Molecule: messenger RNA, 3484 nt
Organism: Pteronotus mesoamericanus
Lineage: Eukaryota; Metazoa; Chordata; Mammalia; Chiroptera; Mormoopidae
Gene: SACM1L
Product: SAC1 like phosphatidylinositide phosphatase
Exons: 20
Biological process (GO): phosphatidylinositol dephosphorylation
Cellular component (GO): endoplasmic reticulum
Molecular function (GO): phosphatidylinositol-4-phosphate phosphatase activity
Source: RefSeq, a predicted model, not a curated record
GCCGUGCCAGGGUGACCGGUGGCGCCGUAGCCGAGGUGGCGGCUCGGGGCGGGGCAGGCGGAAAGAGGAGGAAGGAGGUGGUGGUGCAGGAUGGCGACGACGUGCAGGAUGGCGGCGACAGCUUACGAGCGGCUGAAUCUGCAUAUCACACCGGAGAAAUUUUACGUGGAAGCUUGUGAUGACGGAGCAGAUGACGUGCUUAUCAUCGACCGUGUGUCCACGGAGGUCACCCUCUCAGUCAAGAAAGAUAUUCCUCCUUCAGCUGUCACGAGACCAAUAUUUGGUAUACUGGGCACAAUCCACCUGGUGGCAGGAAAUUAUCUAAUUGUCAUUACCAAAAAGAUAAAAAUAGGUGAAUUUUUCAAUCAUGUAAUCUGGAAAGCAACAGAUUUUGAUAUUCUUUCUUAUAAGAAGACAAUGUUGCACUUGACUGAUAUUCAGUUACAAGAUAAUAAAACCUUCCUAGCAAUGAUAAACCAUGUCUUGAAUGUGGAUGGGUUUUACUUUUCAACCACAUAUGAUUUGACCCAUACUUUGCAGCGGCUGUCAAACACUAGUCCAGAAUUUCAAGAAAUGAGUCUCUUGGAAAGGGCAGAUCAGCGGUUUGUAUGGAAUUGUCAUCUUCUGAGAGAACUCUCCGCGCAGCCAGAGGUCCACCGGUUUGCUCUCCCAGUAGUACAUGGCUUUAUUACUAUGCACUCGUGUUCUAUUAACGGCAAACACUUUGACUGGAUUCUCAUCUCGAGGAGGAGCUGCUUCAGAGCUGGCGUGCGCUACUACGUCAGAGGGAUUGAUUCCGAGGGCCACGCAGCCAACUUUGUAGAAACAGAGCAAAUUGUGCACUACAACGGGAGCAAAGCCUCAUUUGUCCAGACUCGAGGAUCAAUACCAGUUUUCUGGUCUCAAAGACCAAACCUCAAGUACAAACCACGGCCACAGAUCAACAAAGUAGCAAAUCAUUUGGAUGGUUUCCAAAGGCAUUUUGAUUCGCAAUUAAUUAUUUAUGGAAAACAAGUCAUAAUCAAUCUGGUUAACCAGAAGGGUUCAGAGAAGCCACUCGAACAAGCAUUUGCAACAAUGGUGUCUUCCUUGGGGAACGGAAUGAUCAGAUACAUUGCCUUUGACUUCCAUAAAGAAUGUAAAAAUAUGAGAUGGCAUCGACUAAGUAUUUUACUGGAUCAGGUAGCAGAAAUGCAAGAUGAAUUAAGUUAUUUUCUAGUGGACUCCACCGGCAAGGUGGUGGCGACCCAGGAGGGCGUGUUCCGCAGCAACUGCAUGGACUGCCUGGACAGGACCAACGUGAUCCAGAGCCUGCUGGCCCGCCGCUCGCUUCAGGCCCAGCUGCAGAGACUAGGUGUUUUGCAUGUGGGACAGAAGCUUGAAGAACAAGAUGAAUUUGAGAAGAUUUAUAAAAAUGCCUGGGCCGACAACGCAAAUGCUUGUGCCAAGCAGUAUGCGGGGACCGGUGCCUUGAAGACCGACUUCACCAGAACCGGGAAAAGAACUCAGUUGGGACUUUUAAAGGACGGCUGGAACUCACUAAUACGGUAUUACAAGAACAACUUCUCUGAUGGCUUUAGGCAGGAUGCAAUAGACCUGUUUCUUGGGAACUAUUCAGUGGAUGAAUUAGAGUCUCACAGUCCUUUAAGUGUUCCAAGGGAUUUGAAAUUCCUGGCUCUGCCGAUCAUCAUGGUGGUGGCCUUCUCGAUGUGCAUUAUCUGCCUGCUCAUGGCAGGUGACACUUGGACAGAAACGCUGGCCUAUGUGCUCUUCUGGGGAGUUGCAAGCUUUGGAACAUUUUUUAUUAUCCUUUACAAUGGCAAAGAUUUUGUCGACGCUCCCCGAUUGGUCCAGAAAGAAAAGAUAGACUGAGUUUGUGUCUGUGGAAAGCGGCUUGGCUUGGAAGACUCCACUGUGCAGAGCUGGAGUCUUUACUGACCCGCUUUCCACAGCAGCCCGCGGUCCCCGCAGAGCCUCGGUCCGGAGGUGCGCCCUGUGCUCUGUGUGGGCGACGGCCUAAUGCCGACCUGGCGUCACUGUCUGGAUGAUGAUCUCUUUACGGUCGAGACUGUUGUGCUUAUAAUUUCUGCUGUUCUUAAUGCAAACGGGACCUGAAUUCAGCUCACAGAAUGGAAGGAAUCUACUCAUUGUCAGUUUAAUCAACUGUUGCAGAAUAAGUAAUAUAUUUAAAAAUCCAGCUUCUUUCAUUACUUAGAACAGUAAAAUUAUUUUUCUAGCUUAGUUUCAUUUUUGUCAUUAUGGAAGAAGGCGCUGUCAGCAAGCAUACUUUUCUGCACAUCUUUGAACUUUUCUUAGAAGUUGAAUAAUAAGCUAACUCUGCUAUGUUUAUAUAACAUACGUCUUUUACACUCAUCAAGGAGUUUGACAGAAGAGACCCUGACAUUGUGGCAGGGAGGGGUGUGGGGGCCAUGUUCUCGGGGAGUCUUGGUUGGGCUGCCUUAUGUGUAAGCGCAGCUUGGCGAAGUGCGAUGAAGCAGUUCAGGUAUUCUUUAUCUUUUUUAAAAGGUGUAAAUGAAUCAAAGAAUGUAAAGUCUAUCUCUUAUGCUAAUGGUCCAAAGCCGCCUCUCUUUUAAGGAUUUCCCUGGUGUGCAAAAUCCCCUUGGUUGGUCAGCCACUUCCUCCUGGACACCUGGGUUUCUUUGUGGCCCUUCAUGGAGACACAAGAGGCCCCGAGGGGCUCCUGUGCCGGGUCGGUGGGGACACAGAGGCCGUGGCUGCUGUGUGCUUGCCUGGUACGUGGCACCAUGGAGGCACUUGCCUCUGUCAGGUAGGGCAUAGUUCUCCAAUCAAGGACCAAUGUAAACUUUAAUUUAUGUGUAAAAACAAACCUGAAAAAUAUGCUUUAGAAGCUGUGCAUAGGUCUAAGUCGGAUUGUAUAUUCAAAUUGUAAUUGUGAGGUUUAAAUAUUAGAAAAGUACGUAAGGUAGUGUAAUUGCCACUAUUUUAAAACCGUUCGGUUAAAUACUGCUACAGUAUUUGUGUUGUGCUUGAAAAUCUGUACAGUUUUUCAACAGCAAUCUUGUUUUCCUUAAAUAUCUUUAAAAGCACCUUUAUUUCAACAUUACCUUUUUCUUUCAACAUUAUAUUUUAUAAACAUUAAUAAGAGGUGUUGCUUUUAGAAACUCUAAAGGCAGUAAUCGCUGGAAAGCACUCUGUAGCUUCAAAAUCAGUCAUUAAAACUCACACUAGGGUAAGCAAUUAGAACUACCUAUCCCAAACAUGUAAAUAAGCAGAACCUGUUCCAAAGAUGAAAUACUGAAACCGGCUCAUGUCUGCUGUCGCUCACAUCUGCUAUUACUCUGGCAUUUCACGCUGGGAGCUUAACUUCGCGAUGACAACAAAUCCCAAACCGGGACCGCGGAUGGGACGCUUUGCAGCGAACGGGCUGGUGCUGGGGUGGCUGAUUGUGCCCUACAAUGAUUUUAUUUCUAAAUUCAUGUACUGUAUAUCCAUAAGUGAAAAU